AUGAACGAACCCUGGCUGGAACCGUCGCCAGGCGGCGCGUUCACAGAUACGCCGUGCCCAGACGAUCUCAUCCCGCAAAUGGGCGGCUUAAGUGCAAUGGAUUCAAAUCUGAAUCCGAUCCAACAUGCAUCCCUUACACACUCCGCCGGCGUCUUCCGCGUCCUUCAACAGUCGACUCAUGAAACCGAAACGCCGCACAGAUCUGUCCGCGCGCUGCAGGAUUUGACGACCUCCGCAACCCCCGACUCUGCCGCAACCGCGCUAUCCGCUCCGCCUCCCGCGCCUCUCCCCCCGCCGCCCCCGCGCAUGGCCACUGUGCGCCAAGGUGCCCCCCCGCUGUCCGCGCCUAAGCUGGGCGUUCUCUCGGGCUCCGUCGCUCCCGCGGCGGCCCCCGACGCGCCGCUCAUCGAUGCGCCUCCCCCGCUACCGCCCAACGCGCCUCCGCCUGUCGCAGCGCAACCGCCGCCAGCUAUGGUGCCGAAACCGCCGUCUUUUAAGGGCAGACCGCCGCCGGCGGUGAAGCCACCGAGGCUCGGCAAGCCGCCAUCUCCGGUACUGCAAGUUCCCCCUAAUGCGCCGCCGCCGCUUCCGCCCGUCAUAGAUGCGCCUCCGCCUGUUCUCCCCGAUCCCCCUCCGCCGAUGAUCGAUAUCCAGCCUGCGCCCCCUCCGGAGAUCCUUUUCCCCCCUCCUGUGUUUCCGCCGCCAAAGCCUCCCCCGAAGCCGCUGGCGCGGCCGCCGCCAAAGCCGCCAACCCUCCCCCCACCAGUGCCGUCACCUCCGCCUAAAAAACCUCCGCCGCCCCCUGUAAUCAUUAAACGACCUCCGAAACCCCUUAUAGCGAGACCUCCGCCCCCUGCUGAGCCUCCCGCCGCACCUCCCGUUCUGCCUCCCGCGGAACCCCCCGCGGACCCCCCCGCGGACCCCCCCGCGGAGCCCCCCGCGGAACCCCCCGCGCCCCCCCCCGCAGAGCCCCCAGCUCUUCCGCCUGCUGCUCCCCCAAUCGAUCCCCCCGCGCCUGCGCCUGCGCCAGUCGUUGAUCCUCCGCCUAAGCCUGCGCCCGCGCCUUCCCCGAUCGCUUCUCCCCCGCCGCCCCCGAAAGCACCAGCGCUCGUGCGCCCGCCAAGGCCAAAGCUGCGCAACCCGCCACCGCCGCGGGCGCCUCCGCCGCGUGGGGAAGCUCCCGCCCCCGCGCCUACGUUUAUCCCAACCCCGCCGCCUCUCUCCCCCCCUUUCAACAAUAUGCCGUCUCCGCCAGUCAAUUACAUGUCGCCGCCCCCGCCGCAAGCGACGGCGCCCGCGCCGGCGCCGGAAGCGGGGGUGAGCGCGGCGGUAGUGGCGGGCGCGGUGGCGGGGGGAGCGCUGUUGCUGGUGACGCUGGUGGUGGGGCUGCUGUGCUUUUUCUAUUUCGUAGUUAAUCGGCGGGAGGAGGAGGAGGACGAGCGAUACCCGCGAGGCAGCACUUCCGACUUCUACGCGCUGAAAGGCAACGGCAUGUACGCUGAGAGCUUCUAUACAACAGCGUCAGGCCAGGGAGGGUCGGGUUACCCUAUGUUACCACCGCCCAACCCGUACGCCGUGGUCCCUAUCGGUUCCCACAUGAUGCUCCCCCCAGACGACCCUUCCGCGGGCUCCGCCUCCGCAGCCGCCGCCGCCGCCGCCGCCGCGGGAAUGGGCAUGGGGAUGGCCAUGGGGGCAGUAGCAGCAGGCGCGGGGGGCGCAGGCGCGAGCAGCGGCGGGCAGGGAAACCAGAAUAAAAUGCAGUCGCAAUCUUGGUUUUCUUAUGAGGAGCUGGAGCAGGCGACAGGGGGAUUCGCGCGGACGAAUCUCCUAGGGGAGGGAGGGUUCGGGAAGGUGUACAAAGGGGUGGUGAGGGAUGGGAAGGAAGUUGCGGUGAAGGUGCUGACGAUCGGGGGCGGGCAGGGGGAAAAGGAAUUCCGGGCAGAAGUGGAGAUUAUCAGUAGGGUGCACCAUAGGCAUCUGGUGACGCUGCUGGGGUACUGCAUUGGAGGCGAUCAGCGGCUACUAGUGUAUGAGUUUGUGCCGAACGGGACGCUGGAGGCAGCGUUACAUGGCAAGAACGCGCCGGUGAUGAGCUGGGCUUUAAGAAUGAAGGUGGCCAUAGGAGCGGCUAAGGGGCUGGCCUACCUGCACGAGGACUGCCAUCCGCGCAUCAUCCACCGCGACAUCAAGUCGUCCAACAUCCUGCUCGACCAGCAGUACGAGGCUCAGGUGGCGGAUUUCGGACUGGCCAAGCUGGCAACUGAGGGAGCCACUCACGUGUCGACACGUGUCAUGGGGACGUUCGGCUACCUGGCACCAGAGUACGCUAUGAGCGGAAAACUGACUGACAAAUCAGACGUGUUCUCCUUCGGAGUGGUGCUGCUGGAGCUGGUGACAGGCCGCAAGCCGGUGGACGCCUCACAGCCGCCUGGCCAGGAGAGCCUUGUCGAAUGGUCCCGCCCGCUGCUAGCCAGCAACCAGGUAGAUGUGCUGGUGGAUGCUCGGCUAGAGGGGCGGUACGAGGAGGAGGAGAUGGAGCGAGCGAUUGCCACUGCCGCUCUCUGUGUUCGACACUCCGCCAAUCUGCGGCCCAAGAUGGGGCAGGUAGUGCGGAUGUUGGAGGGCAGUGGCAGUGUGAAUGACAUGCGGACAGCAUCAGCACCGGGGCAGAGCACCAUGUUCAACGACCACCCCUUCGGCGGGCCCACGCAGGACUUUGACUCAGCCAUGUACUCUGCUGAGAUGCGCCAGCAGUACAUGAUGCCACAUCAGCAGUCGCUGACUCAUCAGUCGACCUCGCUGACUCAUCAGCAGUCGUUCGAGCAUGAGCAGCAGUACGGGGGAGCGAGUGGGUAUGGUACGGAUAGCGGGUUUGACGAUGGCUAUGCCGGUGGUUCGGCGGGAGGUUCGGUGGGAGGCUCGGCAGCGGGAGGUUCGGCGAGUGGGAGGGGGUUCGUCCCCGGAAGCAGCCGAUUUGUAGGCCAGCCUUUAGAAACGAUUCCUUCCAAUCCCAACAGUGCAGAGUUCACGGACAGAAGCAGGGAGCAGUUCUGA
Messenger RNA from Closterium sp. Yama58-4, 3054 nucleotides. NCBI's taxonomy places the organism in Eukaryota, Viridiplantae, Streptophyta, Zygnematophyceae, Desmidiales, Closteriaceae. The record is from the annotation of a GenBank genome assembly.